This is a messenger RNA of Apis mellifera (honey bee), 1580 nucleotides long. It is a transcript of the gene Rrp45, whose product is annotated as exosome complex component rrp45. Lineage: Eukaryota; Metazoa; Arthropoda; Insecta; Hymenoptera; Apidae. The transcript is spliced from 9 exons. The record is from RefSeq and is a predicted model, not a curated record. Gene Ontology annotation, biological process: U5 snRNA 3'-end processing; nuclear mRNA surveillance; U4 snRNA 3'-end processing. The coding region runs from base 213 to 1454 and encodes 413 amino acids. Gene Ontology annotation, cellular component: cytoplasmic exosome (RNase complex); nuclear exosome (RNase complex).
UAAAAAAUGAAAUGGGAUAGUGUUUAAAAAUAUUUAUAUUUUAUUUACAAUUAUAUUAACAUGAAAAAGAAAAUUAAUUUAUUAUAAAUAAUCAUAAAUAGUGAUAAAGUAAUAAAAUAUAAAAUUUACAUAAUCAUUACAUCAUUUGAAUUAAAGGUUAUACUCUUUUUAAAUUCUACAUAUACAUUUAUUGUAAAUAGAUAUUUUAAAUCAUGAAGGAAAUUCUAUUAUCAAAUUGUGAAAAAAAUUUUGUAAAUAAAUCAGUUGAACAAGGAAUACGAUUAGAUGGUAGAAGUUUAUUAGAAGCACGACCUGUUAAAAUUUAUUUUGCAUCUAAUUGGGGUAGCUGUAUGGUUUUGCUUGGUCAAACGAGAGUUAUAGCACAAGUAACUUGUGAUAUUCAACAACCAAAGACUUCUCGUCCUAAUGAAGGAAUGUUACAUAUAAAUGUUGAACUUAAUCCAAUGGCUGCACAACAUUUUGAUAGUGGUAGACAAUCUGAAAUUUCAAUAUUAAUUAGCAGACAACUUGAAAAAUGUUAUCAAGAUUCCAAAUGUAUAGAUCUAGAAUCUUUGUGUAUUAUAGCUGAUAAAAAGGUAUGGAAUUUGAGAGUUGAUAUUAAUGUUAUUAAUCAUGAUGGAAAUUUAAUUGAUUGUGCUUCCAUUGCAACAUUAGCUGCUCUUUCACAUUUUCAUAGACCUGAUGUAACUUCAAAUGGUGAAGAUAUUAUUGUUCAUCCAUUUUCUGAAAAGGAUCCUUUACCUUUAACAUUAUAUCAUUAUCCUGUAUGCGUCUCUUUUAUAACAUUUGAAAGUGGAAAUACAGUUAUGGAUCCAACAUAUCUAGAAGAAAGAAUUGGAGUAGCUCAACUUACUCUUGGUAUAAAUUCAUAUAGAGAACUUUGUAGUUUACAUUUUAAUUAUUUAACAAAAACUAUGACUGUAGAAGAUGUAAUAUCAGCAGUUUCUAGUUAUGCAACAAAUUAUGCUGUUCAAUUAGUGCAGCAGAUUAAAGAAACAGUUUUUAGUGAUAUAAAUGCAAGGUAUAAAAAAGAUAAUCAAAAUACAAAUCGUUUUAAAGAAUGUAUAACAACUAAAAAAUUGACUACAAUGAAUAGAGAAUGUAUUAGUAUCAAAUUACGCAAAUGGGAUGAAAUAGAAAAAUUGGAAUCUGUUAACAUGGAAAAAGAAGUUACUGAGAAUUGUACAAUUUUAAAACCUGGAGAAGGUUCUGCUGAAUUAAUAACAGAUACAAGUGCAUCAUUUGGUGAAGGUGGACCUAAUACAUGGAAUGUAUCUGAAUCUUCAGAAGAAGAAGUAAGUGAUAUUGAAAUCACUGAUGAAAUAAAAAAAGAAGAAAAAGAAGAAAAUAAAAUUAUAGACAAUAUAGAAAUAAAUGAAAGUAGUGAAGAAGAAACUACUGAAAUGUUAAAUAAAGAAGAUUUAAUGCAAUGACUGAAAAAAUAAUAUAUAAAAAUAUAAUAUACAUUUUUAUUAAAUAAUAAAAGACUUCUUUUUCAGUAAAUGUAGUCAAAGUUUUAUAUCAUUACAAAUUUUUAUUAUUUGUCUUCAAAUGAAUUU